Hypomesus transpacificus is the source of this 7016-nucleotide messenger RNA. It is a transcript of the gene mthfd1a, whose product is annotated as methylenetetrahydrofolate dehydrogenase (NADP+ dependent) 1a, methenyltetrahydrofolate cyclohydrolase, formyltetrahydrofolate synthetase. Bases 430 to 3186 code for a protein of 918 amino acids. The transcript is spliced from 28 exons. Gene Ontology annotation, biological process: tetrahydrofolate interconversion. The record is from RefSeq and is a predicted model, not a curated record. Gene Ontology annotation, cellular component: cytosol. Lineage: Eukaryota; Metazoa; Chordata; Actinopteri; Osmeriformes; Osmeridae. Gene Ontology annotation, molecular function: methenyltetrahydrofolate cyclohydrolase activity; methylenetetrahydrofolate dehydrogenase (NADP+) activity; formate-tetrahydrofolate ligase activity.
CCUCCCUCUGGAUAUUUGGUAUGAGCCUACAAAGCGUUGCUUACUCCACUCUCCCUGACCCACUAGCCUUGGGAUUUUAUCUCUCUAGUCUAGUUCAUGUUCGGUCCGGAAUAGGCAAGAAUGCCAUGGAAAAAAGGGCAGAGGCAGAGAUAAGAUACUGUUGUUGGAAGCCCCAGCUGUAGUGACAGAGGCAUGCCAGUAGAAGCUGUGGAAGACACACACAUACACGCACACAAACAAACACCCACAUCUAUACACAACCUCUGAAAAGCCCUGGUCUCCCUUUUGUCGUGGAUCACUUGCAGGCUGGCCAGGUCCUCAGGAGACUGAAGCUACGUUUGGAGUUUGCUUUUAAACAGUUGUGUGUUGUGUGUGUGUGGCACUCUGUGUGUGUUUGAGUGUGCGUGCGCGUUUCAACAGUUUUCAGCCAUGCUCUCCUUAGCCGCCUUCAGACUUCGACUAAGGGCCUCAGUAUGCCGAGAAGGGAGGCGUACCAUAGCGACUGUUGUCUCUGGCAACAAGACCUCUAAGCUGGUGAAGGAGAGGUUGAAUAAGGAUGUGGAGAAGAUGAGGACACAGUUCCCUGGUUUCCGACCAGGUCUGGUGGUGUUACAGGUGGGAGACCGAGAGGACUCUAAUCUCUACAUUAGCAUGAAGCUAAAAGCUGCUGCCGAGAUUGGAAUCUGUGCCAGUCAUGUCAGGCUGCCUAAAACUGCCAAAGAGGAUGAGGUUCUACGUAGUAUUGUGGCUGUCAAUGAAAACCCUGCCGUACAUGGCCUCAUCGUCCAGUUACCCUUGGACUCUGUCCACCCAAUGGACACAGAGAAGGUAACCAACGCUGUAGCACCGGAGAAAGAUGUUGACGGCCUGACCAGCAUUAAUGCGGGAAAGCUCUCUCGUGGAGACCUGGGGGACUGUUUUGUCCCCUGUACCCCCAAUGGCUGCAUGGAGCUCAUUGGUCAAACAGGUGUGUCAGUUGCAGGGAAGAACGCUGUGGUUAUUGGACGCAGUAAAAUAGUUGGGGCUCCAAUGCAUGACUUGCUUCUAUGGAGCCAUGCCACUGUGACCACCUGCCACUCUAGAACACAUGACUUAGCCGCUCAGGUUGGCAGAGCAGACAUUUUAGUAGUAGGCGCAGGGAAGGCUGAGAUGGUGAGGGGAGAGUGGGUGAAAGAGGGAGCCGUUGUCAUAGAUUGCGGCAUCAACCACAUACAAGAUGAGACCAAGCCGAGUGGUAAGCGGGUGGUGGGGGACGUCCACUAUCACUCUGCCAAGGAGAAGGCAGGGUACAUUACCCCGGUACCUGGGGGAGUGGGUCCCAUGACGGUUGCCAUGCUAAUGAAGAACACUGUCCAGAGUGCCAAGCGCUUUCUCAAGACCUACAAAGCAGGGAAGUGGAACAUUUCCUACUCCAAGUUGAAACUCCACAAACCUCAGCCUAGCUAUGAUGUCAUCCAACACUCCUGCACGCCAAAGACGAUUGCACAACUGGCCAGAGAGAUUGGACUUUUCACAGAGGAGGCGGAGCCAUACGGGAUGACUAGAGCCAAAGUUCGCCUCGAUGUCAUGAAGCGCCUCAAGGCACAAACCAAUGGGAAAUAUGUUGUGGUUACAGGGAUCACACCCACGCCAAUGGGUGAGGGGAAGUCUACUACCACACUAGGGUUGGCACAGGCCCUGGGGGCUCACCUGAAUGUCAACUCUUUUGCCUGUGUCCGCCAACCCAGUCAGGGCUCUGCAUUUGGGAUCAAAAGUGGUGCUGUUGGUGGAGGUUAUUCUCAAGUUCUUCCCAUGGAGGAGGUCAGUCUUCACCUCAACGGAGAUACCCAGGCUGUCACUGCUGCCAGUGGGCUGGUGGUGGACACUAUCAAUGCCCGUUUGCAUUUUGAAUCCACCCAGUCUGACAAGACUUUAUUUGACCGACUGGUGCCUCUCAAACACAAUCAUAGGAAGUUUUCCCAAUCCCAGAUCAAUAGACUAAAGAGACUGGGUAUAGAUAAAACAGACCCGCUAACAUUGAACGCAGAGGAGACACUCAGACUGAUCCGUCUGGAUAUGGGUCCACAGGCAAAGAUGGAGCAGGUGAGUGGGUGGGUGGCCAAUGAGAUCAUGGCUGUCUUGGCCCUCAGUAGCGGUUGGGAGGACAUGACGAGACGCCUGGCACGGAUGGUGGUGGCCACCAAUCACAAAGGCAACCCAAUAACCACUGAAGAUCUGGGAAUUAGUGGGGUGUUGGCCUCCCUGAUGAGAGAAGCUCUGAAGCCCACCCUUAUGCAGACACUGGAGGGGACACCAGUGUUCAUUCACACUUGCCCAUCUUCAGAUAUCGCCCAUGGCAACUCCUCCAUUUUGGCUGACCAGAUUGCCUUGAAGCUGGUGGGCCAAGAGGGAGUUGUGGUUACUGAAGCAGGAGGAAGUGCCGACGUGGGCUUGGAGAAGUUCUUCGACAUCAAGUGUCGGUCCUCCGGCCUGCGGCCCGACGUGGUGGUGGUUGUGGUCACAGUCCACAGUCUGAAGAUGCACGGGGGUGGUCCGACACUCUCUGCAGUUUCAACCCUUCCCAGAGAGUCCUCUAAAGAGAACCUGAAGUUGUUGGAGAGUGGCUGCAGCCACUUGAAGAAACAAGUGGAGAAUGCCAAGGCCUUUGGCUUGCCUGUGGUGGUGGCCGUCAAUACCUUCAGCACUGAUACUGCUGCAGAGCUGGAACUGGUGUGUUCCCAGGCAAGCCAAGCAGGUGCGGUGCAGGCAGUGCCAUGCUCACCCUGGGCUGAAGGGGGCGCCGGAUCUGUGGCUUUGGCCGAGGCUGUACUGAGGGCAGCAGAAACUCCCCGGCAGUUCAGCUUCCUGUAUGAACUUGAGGUUCCUGUUGUGGACAAGAUUCGUAUUAUCGCCAAGACGAUGUAUGGUGCUGACGAUGUGGAGUUCCAUGCAGAGGCCCAGGAGAGUUUAGCCAAGUACAUGAAACAAGGCUUGGCCAAUUUGCCCAUUUGCAUUGCAAAGACCCACCUGUCCCUGUCCCACGACCCCGAAAGAAAAGGCGUGCCCACAGCCUUCACUCUGCCCAUUAGAGACUUCCGUGCCAACGUGGGAGCCGGGUUCCUUAUACCCUUAGUGGGCACAUCACCACCCCAAGCAUCUACCCUCUCUUGUUGCUAUGACAACGACCUCUGCACAGAAAGCAAAUAGACCCCGUCAGUCCCAGCCAACGAUGGGCCCACUUACUAAGAUUGAUGGAGGUUAAGGGCUUUUAUCCUACAUAUCCACUACAGAACCAGUCUUUGCCGGUUCAUCUCCUGUUGCAGGAAAACAGUGACCCAGACACAAAGGAGCUCCAGACUGUCUGAUGAGGCAAACGUGUGUGGGAGUGGAGCUCUUGUCCUGGGCAAGGAAUUUUGUGCCCACUUCUCCUAAAAGGCUUUACCCCAAUGAAAGGAGGGAAUGUUCUCCUUCUCAUAUCACUGAUCAACCUCCACUCUGGACAAUGGAGCAUAAACAGUUACGUAGACAGCCAGAGAUGUCUGUAUUUCCCUUUUCAUUUUUGGUGCUUCUAUCCAGAAAGUAUCUUACUGUGGUGUGUAAAAAUCAAGGGUCAGAUGAUCAGAGACACACUCACAAAUACACUCCCACAAACACACAAGUCCAUGUCUGGAAUACAGCUCAAAGUGUCACCAAGGUCCUCAGUGUCCCCUUGAAAGACCCAUUUACUAGCUGCUCCUGCCUGUUAGUCUGCCUGCACCUCGGCUGUGACAAGUGAAAAGAAGUCGUAGGAAUUACAAAAUUACGAUUGUAAUUUUUUAUAGGGCUUGACCAAAUGCUUCAUAGACUUGUGUAUAUUUAGUAAGGCUAUUCAAGGUUAAUAAUCAAUCUUACCAAUAGAAGGAUAAAGUAUGUUAAAAGCCAUUGAUUGAAUUUAACUGUCAAUUUAAUCUGAGAGUCAUUUGUCAAAUCAUUGUUACACAACUAAUGAGUCCCAGUCAUGGGCUGUGUUCCAAUACUUUUUUGUCUUUCUCCCUAUUGUUUACUAAAUGGUUGAGCCAGACUUGUGUGACAGACUGUGUCAUUCAUGCUGGCUUUCAGUCCUAAGUAGCUGCCAUCUCAUUUGGUUGUUAUUUAGGACCCAUUUAUCAUUCCUGACACAUUUUAAUCAAAUGUAAUAAUUCUAUUGAUAGAUAUUCAUACUAUAUUGCCUUUUCAUUGGUCAUUACAUAGAGGGCUAUGGAAAUGACUUUACAGUAUUUUGCUACAGGCUUUAACUUGAAAUGUCUCACCAUAACCUGUUGGCGCUAACAUAUGGGAAUUAAAGUUGUCUUUUAAUUGUUUUAUGACUUUCACCAAUGAGCUAACCUCAUGUAGCUGCAGGCUUUCUUUCUUCACAAAAUUGAGUUGCAUCUCAAAGACGUUUCAACACUGUGGGUGCAAUAAACACAUUCAUGUUAUUUACACAAUUAUGUUCACAACUCUGUUAGAUUCAACCUGACUAUUUAUUCAGGAUGAAUAUCAUGACAACUUUUGUAUUAGCUUUUUUGAUUGUUGCUAGAGGCUAUGUUGAUAUGUAAAGUAUUCUGUAGAAUACAGAAUGCAUGUUCCAUGAUGAGGACAAAGAAUGGAUGAGCAGUGUUAGGUUUUUGUAGCUUGUCAGUCUCCUGGGAACCAGGCCAGCCUGCAAGGGAUUCAUGCCCAAAACAAUGUGUGUGUAAAUACAGAGAGGGUGUUUGGGGAUGUAUUAUUUUCAAAAUGUUGUAAUCAAAGAAAGUCUAAUCCACAAGGAAAAGACACAAUCUAAUAAAGUGUUAGAUUUAGUUUUGCAGGCAAGUGGGGUACAAUGUCCUCAUCUUUAGACAAGAACAGAUAAUGAGAAAAGGAUCUUUCCUCAGUAAUGACCUUCUCCUUCGUCCAUUCUUUCCUCUUCUGCUCUCUCUCUCUUGCUUGAUCUCACUAUCUAUACAGUCUCUCCUACUCAGAACACACACACUGACUUCAGAGAAAGUGACCAGGGUUACCUUUGUCCUUUGAAGGGCUGGUUGAUGGUAUCCAAUAUCUACCUUAUCUUGACAUUGCGAAAUUAAAUGUCUGUGACCUUCAAAAGCCUACUGUUGCUAUAGUUUUAAGUACUAAUGAUACAAUUGUAUUAUGGUGGGUUACGGCACAGCACAGCAAUGCACAGCUUCUUGAUGUCCACCCAGGAAAGAUCUUCACUGAUAUGUGUGUGUGCGCAUGAGAAAGGAGAGAGAGAGCGGGCACAGUAGCUUACAUCCAUUAAAGAACAUUCUUGUAUUUCUAAUGAUACCAACUAUUUACCUGAACUCACUGUAGGUGAUGUACACGGUACAAUUCAAAAUGCUUUUUUUCUGUCCUGUUAUGCAACCAACUGCAAGUAAGUGACAUGUUUGUAUAUUUUGAAAAACACAACUCAAUGUGAAGUAUAUUGUUUUUGUUAGUAUUUGCUUUGUGCUUGGUGGUCAUAAUGUAAUUCCGACCUGGGUCUUUGAAAGCAGGCUCUACUUUUGAAAUCUCAUUUUCUCUUGCAUAUAUUUGUGAAUUUAAUUUUCUUCUGAGAGUCUGGGAUAAUCUUUGAUUUUUGUCAUGCAAUAUUCAGAGGGCUAUAAAGUGCUUUUCCUUCUUCUCUUCAAAUGCACCACCUCCAAGAAGCAAAAUAAAUUUUUGGGAGAGGAGGAGAAAUAUUACAAAUCUUCCUAAAUAGAUUUUAAAUGAUGAGCAAACUAAGUGAAACACAGCUUUGUUAUUUGUAUGAAAAUAUUUUUGUAAAAAAAAAUCAUGAGGCAGUUCAGAGUUGGCUUCUUCAUGUGGUUGAAUCCAAGGUAUCAUACAGUAAUGAGCAUAGUAAAGCACAUUAAACAAGGCAAACUCAAGCUAGCAUACAGUCUUUAAAAAUAUCUUGUGAAUAUUAAUAUGAUUGUGCCAAUGCAAUUGUACAUCACAUCAAUUUUCAUCUUUUACCGUAAGAACCAGUCAAUGUCCAUCACCGCAGAUUGUGAUGCCUUGUGGUCCAAGGCUAAAUGGGUUCAAGCCAAUGGGUAUGUAGCACCAGUAUCAGGUUGCCAUGAUAUACAUCCAUUUAUGUCACAUGACUAUUACUUUCAGGAGGUUUUCAGGCCACUGAGACUUCUCGCUACUAAAUAUUUAUUGGGAUGUCCUGUGGAAGACCGACAGUUGCUCAAAAUAUGCCACCUAUUAAAAGCUUUUCUCUCCAUCACUUAUGCAGCAUGCCGACAGACAUGCCAGUUGUCACUAUGACAUACAGUACAAGCUAAUAGUGUGUUCACUGUAUGUACAGUACAUUUCCAAGUCAAAUUACAUUAUUCAGCACAGCAUAAUUUAAAACAAGUAAUGUCUCAGUGCCAUUGUAAUAUGUCUAAACUAAUUCCCAGUUGUGUGUGAAUCUCACUGAUAACAAAACAAUGUCAGGGAUACAAAUGUGACAGAUCCAAGUCAUAGAGAGAGAGACGCAGUGAGACUAUGCAGCACAUUGCUUUCCACAUGGCUUCAUCAGUCAGCUUGCAUGCUUUCCCUACCACCCGCUCUCCUACAGUGGGGAGUCCAAGGACAUAUAUCGAUUGGCUUGGGCUACUCUGCCCCCCUUACCUCCUUACUGGCACGGAGACACCCAAAGAGGAGUACCGUUCCCAAGAUGAGAGCAAUGACCGAAACGACCAUCCUCAUUUAUACAACGGUUGUCUCCUCAUUCAUACGCUUCUCUCCAUUAAGCCACCAUAGUAGAGGCAGACAGGAGAUAUAGAGCUGUCUUAGGAACUGGGACAGUUUCUGUUGACAGACUAUUAACAGCCCUUAAACAAAGGGUGUACUGAGUCACAUGAUUGAUUAAUGACUCAUCAGCUAGUCAUUGAUGAUUCUUAGUCCUGCUGCUAAAUUAUGCAGGCUGUUGUAUUGACAAAAGCCAUUGUGAACCACUUUGCUUAAUUUGACAAUUAAACAUUUCAGCAAGAUAUUGUAAAAAGCCAAGUUGUUUUUAUCUGCACUUUGAUCUACUUUAAAUC